UCGCCUGUUCUGAGAUUUAAGAAGUGAUCUUGGGUGUAAAAAGUUGGAGACCAUUGUGCUAGAGGAUAAGGGCAAAGUGCAGCACACUAGAAGAAACAGAAAGAGAGCAGAAAAAGGGAGAGGGGAGAACAAUAAAAAGGAGCCGAAAACAGGAAAAGUAAAAGUAGGAAGAAACCAGGGCUGGAGUGAAAGAUCAGGGAAGAGACGUGUGACCCUAACGCAGCACCGAAGGGCUCUGGGGGUCCCAGCAGCUAGCGUUAGGGAGAGCCAUUCAAGAAGUGCCUCGCGGAGACUUCAGAGAGGGCGAGACCGGGCUGUGAUUCGCCGCUCCGAAGGAAGGAGGCUGGCCCAGCGGGACUUCCUUGGGAAACUGGCGAGCUAGGUGCGCGCCGCAGCAGCAGCAGUAGCUGCAAGGACGCUUUGGGCGGCGACGCCGGGGCGGGCAGUGGUGUGGAAAUGGCAGCAGCGCCGUCCGAGUGCGACCGUUUUGCUAGAUAGAAGACCUGGCGUGGAUCACAAACCAUUUCAGACAUUAUGGCAGACCCCAUCCGAUGGGCCAGAUAUCGCUGGCGGCGUCUGGUAUCUGCAGAAGGCAGGGAUGGAAGCAGCAGCAGCAGCAGCAGCUCCUCCUGUGACAAGUGUUAUAAUUCGUCCAAUAUGCCUGGCAGACAUAGGAUCGUUAUACCAUGUCUGGGACACUUUAAAGAAGAGUAUGAGAAGGUGUCAAAAUUAUAUAUGAACAACAGAAUACGUACUACUAAAUACACUUUAUUCAACUUUAUACCACGAAAUUUAUUUGAACAGUUUCACAGAGCUGCCAAUUUAUAUUUCCUAUUUUUAGUUGUCCUGAAUUGGGUUCCACUGGUGGAAGCCUUCCAGAAAGAAAUUACAAUGUUACCUCUAGUAGCUGUUCUCACAAUUAUUGCAGUUAAAGAUGGCCUUGAGGAUUACUCGAAAUACAAACUAGAUAAGCAGAUAAACAACUUAUUAACUAAAGUAUAUAGCAGGAAAGAGAAGAAAUACAUAGAACAGUGCUGGAAAAAUGUUAAUGUCGGGGACUUCAUUCGACUUUCAUGUAAUGAGAUAAUUCCUGCUUAUAUAGUAUUGUUAUACUCUACUGAUCCAGAUGGGAUAUGUCACAUUGAAACAGCCAGCCUUGAUGGAGAGACCAAUCUGAAGCAGAGGCAGGUGGUGAGAGGGUAUAUGGAGCAGAUCUCUGAAAUUGAUCCAGAGAAGUUUUCAAGUAGAAUAGAAUGUGAAAGUCCGAACAAUGACCUCAGUCGAUUCCGGGGCUUUGUGGAACAUUCAAACAAGGAGCGAGUGGGCCUGAGUAGAGAGAAUUUGCUGUUACGAGGAUGCACAAUCAGAAACACAGAAGCCGUUGUGGGCAUUGUGGUGUAUGCAGGUCAUGAAACCAAAGCAAUGCUGAAUAACAACGGUCCUCGUUAUAAACGCAGUAAAUUGGAAAAGAGAGCAAACAUUGAUGUCCUUUGGUGUGUUUUGCUUCUGAUUUUAAUGUGUUUAAUUGGUGCUUUGGGUCAUGGAAUUUGGUUAAGUAGCUAUUCGGAUCUUACACCUUUUAACACCCCUGAGCCAGAUGGAAAAUCUACUCCGCCAGUGUUAGCAGGGUUUUAUAUGUUUUGGACAAUGAUCAUUUUAUUACAGGUCUUGAUCCCGAUUUCUCUCUAUGUUUCAAUCGAAGUUGUCAAAUUGGGACAAAUCUAUUUAAUUCAGAAUGAUAUCGACUUGUACCAUGAGAAAACUGAUUCCACUAUUCAGUGUCGAACGCUGAAUAUUGCUGAAGAUCUAGGGCAGAUCCAGUACAUCUUUUCUGACAAGACCGGAACCCUCACUGAGAACAAAAUGGUUUUCCGUAGAUGCAGCAUUGCAGGACAGGAAUACUGCCAUGAGGAGAACGCCAAGAGGCUGGACUCCUACCAAGAGGCUGAUUCAGAGGAUGAGGAUUUAACAGGCGCUCUGUGUGGCUCAUUGAGUCAUAUGCCAAAGCAGAAGGUGCACAGCUGCAGGACAGUGAGUGGGCCUUUGAACUCCAAGUCUUUGAAUCAGCUGCCUGGUUCUGCUUUAGGAGGGGAAGAUGGAGUCAGUAACGUUUCACACUCAAGACAUAUGGCUUUCAGCAGCCCCAUUGAGACUGAUGUUGUUCCAGAUGCAAAGCUCUUGGAGAAAUUUAGUCAAAUUUCCUAUAAUGUAUAUGCACAAUUAGAAGAAACUGAGAGAGAGUCAUCCUUGGAAUCAGUAUACAUCACUGACUUCUUUCUUGCUCUGGCAAUCUGUAAUACUGUGGUAGUUUCAGCUCCUAACCAACCACGUCAAAAGUUAAGACUAUCUUCACUAGGUAGAACUCCUAUUAAAUCCCUUGAGGAAAUCAAACAGAUGUUUCAGAGGUUGUCAGUCCGAAGGUUGAGCACAUCACCAGUUCCAAGUACAAAAGAGUCCUCGUCAUCGGACAGCCCUAGUACUUUUGUGAGCAAACUGUCUAUUUUCAGAGUGAAGCUGGCUUCACCUGCUAUGGAAGCGGGGACUCACAUGGCUAAUGAAACUCAGGAUACUGAGAUCUCUCAAUGUGCCAAAGUAUCUCUACCUGAACCACUAGAUAGAGUGGACACAGCUGCAGGCAGCGAGCACUGUGAUGCUGGAUCAUCUCUUCAACAAUCUAUGUCUAAGUUGUGUUAUGAGGCUGAGAGCCCGGAUGAAGCUGCACUAGUUCAUGCUGCCAGAGCUUACAAAUGCACUUUACAGUCUAGGACUCCUGAUCAAGUGACUGUGGACCUGGCUGCUUUGGGAUCUGUAACGUUUCAGCUUUUGCACAUUCUGCCUUUUGACUCAGUACGGAAAAGAAUGUCAGUAAUUGUAAGACAUCCACUCUCCAACAAGGUGGUGGUGUACACAAAAGGUGCAGACUCAGUCAUUAUGGAUUUGUUGUGGACUGGACCUGCAGAUGAUAAAUCAGAAAUGGAACAAAAGAAAAUUAAAGCGAGGACUCAGAAACACUUAGAUGAUUAUGCCAGAAGAGGACUGCGCACAUUGUGUAUUGCUAAAAAGGUGAUGAGUGAUGCAGAAUAUACAGAGUGGUUAAAAAGUCAUUUUUUAGCAGAAACCAGUAUUGAUAAUAAGGAAGAGCUGCUGCUUGAAUCUACUAUGAAGCUUGAGAGCAAGUUAACACUCCUUGGUGCCACUGGGAUAGAAGACCGCCUGCAGGAUGGUGUUCCAGACACCAUAGAAGCACUGAGAAAAGCUGGAAUCAAAAUCUGGAUGCUGACAGGGGAUAAACAAGAGACUGCUGUCAAUAUAGCUUAUGCUUGCAGGUUAUUGGAACCAGAUGACAAAAUCUUCACCCUCAAAUCACAGAGUAAAGAUGCCUGUGUGUUGCUGAUGAACACUAUUUUAGAAGACAUUCAAAAAAGUACAUAUGCCAAAAAAAAUCACAGCUCAAAACUCACAAGCGUCUUUCCAGCUCCCUCUACCCAAGCCCCGGAGUUCAGUGCCAGCCUCGUUGUUGAUGGAAAGACUUUAGAAUAUGUCCUGCUUGAGAGCCUGCAGAGUAUCUUCCUGGAGCUCACAGAGAGAUGCCGGGCUGUGGUCUGCUGCAGAGCAACACCCUUGCAGAAAAGUGAAGUGGUCAAACUGGUGCGAAACAGGUUGAAAGUGAUGACAUUAGCCAUAGGUGAUGGUGCCAAUGAUGUCAGUAUGAUCCAAAUGGCUGAUACUGGAGUGGGACUCUCUGGCCAAGAAGGCAUGCAGGCUGUGAUGGCGAGUGACUUUGCUGUUUCCCAAUUCAAGCACCUCAGCAAGCUGCUGCUUGUCCAUGGUCACUGGUGCUACACCAGGCUGGCCAACAUGAUCCUGUAUUUUUUCUACAAGAAUGUGGCCUAUGUAAAUCUCCUCUUCUGGUACCAGUUCUUUUGUGGGUUUUCGGGAACAUCCAUGACUGACUAUUGGGUUUUGAUUUUCUUCAACCUCCUCUUCACUUCGGUGCCGCCCAUCAUUUAUGGCAUUCUGGACAAAGAUAUUUCUGCAGAGAUCCUCAUGCAGCUCCCUGAGCUUUAUGUGACUGGUCAGACAUCUGAGGCAUAUUCACCUCCAACUUUCUGGAUCACCUUGCUGGAUGCUUUUUACCAAAGUCUGGUUUGCUUUUUUGUGCCUUACUUUACAUAUCAUGGCUCUGACAUAGACAUCUUUUCUUUUGGAAACCCAUUAAACACAGCAGCACUCUUCAUAAUAUUACUGCAUCUCCUAAUUGAGAGUAAAACUUUGACUUGGAUACACAUCAUUGUUAUGAUAGGCAGCAUCUUAUUUUACUUUGUCUUUGCACUGACUUUUGGAGCAACCUGCAAAACCUGCAAUCCACCAUCAAAUCCCUACUGGAUCAUGGAAAAACAUGUGACAGACCCGGUGUUUUAUCUAGUUUGCAUCAUUACUACUUGUGUUGCUCUUCUACCCAGGUAUUUGUUCAGAGUUCUUCAAGGGGCAUUGUUUCCAUCUCCCAUGUUGAGAGCCAAGCACCUUGACAGACUGACGCCCAAGGAGCAGAGGGAAGCAAUUAAAAAGUGGAAAGAGGAUCGUAUUGGGAAGUGUAGCAUGGGCUUCCAGGACACUUGUACAUGUUCCAAGUCUGCUGAAGAUGCAUCAGUACGAGAAAGCGCUGACCAUUCUUUAUACAUCCCAGCGGCUAAGACACCCUUUCCUACCUGUCCACCAGGCAGGUCAGUUCAAGAGAGGUCUUUUGUAUCAGACAUACAGGAUGAGUCCAGGGAUGCAAACAGCCAGACUUAUGAGAGAACUGCAUUUUUGAACUCCUUGGAGGAAACCUGUUCAGAAAUAUCAUCCGGCCUUCCGGAGUUUACUUUUGCUAAGGGCCACAGUGAAAUUCCUCUACUAAAUAAGGCAGGUUUGAAAUGUGCUUUGAGUGAACAGGAUGUUUUAACAUACGCUGCAAAGGCAGAAUGUUAACUGUUUUGUUUAAAAAAAAAAAAUCAGUGCAUUACAUUACGUUUAGGACUUUGUUGGUAGUGAUUUUUUGUCAGUCAGUUGAUGUGCAAAAUUAUUCAGAAGCAUUUUGUAUUUUUUAAAUAUUUUAAAUAACUCAAAGUGUCCAGGUCUAAAUGGGCAUGAAGCAUUUUGCAAAUAUCAGCUUUAAGAACUAAGCUUUUCUGGUACAUAACUGCAUAACAUAGAAACUUUGAUAAAAAUGACAGUAAUGUAAUUUAAAGGCUGUCCUGGUGGAAACACUUUUACCAGUUGACCCUGACUGUCAUCCUGACCCCCAUCCAGUGUUACAAUGGUCUCAUCUGUGGCGAUGUUACCAUGACAACUAGUGCUGACAAGGUCCACUGUGCUCUUUAGGAACCACUUUGCAAAACAUUUUUUAUCCUAAUCAUUCUCUUUGUGAUGGCAAUAUUUGUGUGAUAGUUUUACACCCACAUGCCAGCAAGACUUACAGAACACAUUGCCUGUGUUCAAAGUCCAUUUUAGGAAAAAAAAAAAAAAAAAAACCAUUCGAUAUCCUAUCAGCUCUCACUCUUUCAGUGCAACUAAAAGAAAAGGAGCUGGAUAUUCUAAUGUCUGUCUGGAGCUGCUUGGCACAAGCAGGGCUAAGUUGCUUUCUGAAUGUCUGUUGUGGGCGAGGUUAUGUCAAUAAUUCCUAUUUGCUAUGUUUUGUUUUGGUUUUGUUCGUCUCUUAGGCUACAUCUACACUAUAAGUUUUCGCAGCAAAAAAUGUGCGAAUGAGGGGAUUCAUUUGCAUAUUGUCUGCCAAUCCGGUUUUGCGCUGGGGUUUUUGUGCAAAAACAAGCAGGUAAUGUUUUCUUUUUGCGCAAAACCCUACUUUUUCCGCAAGAUCCUUAUGCCCCAAAGAGGAGGUUUACCAGUCUUGUGGAAAAAGAGGUUUUUGUGCAAAAAGAAAGCAUCCACACUGCUUGUUUUUGCACAAAAAUCCCAGCGCAAAAACAGAUCAGCAGAAAAUAUGCAAAUUAUGAUGACUCAUGCAAAUUAGUCCUUCAUUAGCAUAUUUUUUGCUGAGAAAACUUAUAGUGUAGAUAUAGCCUGUGAUUAUGGGGAUAAAUAAGUCCUACCUUUCUACCUACCGAUUGACUAAUCAUCUUCUCAUUAGUGUUGGUUAGGAAAGUUCCUUCUGUUGUAGUGACCCUGGUGAUAGAAACAGAUAAUCGUUAAUGAAGAUGCAGUCUAAGAUAAAUCCCCCUUCCCAAGCACCAUGGCUUGCCAAAACUGUGACUUCCUUGGGUA
Molecule: messenger RNA, 6264 nt
Organism: Pelodiscus sinensis (Chinese soft-shelled turtle)
Lineage: Eukaryota; Metazoa; Chordata; Testudines; Trionychidae
Gene: ATP10D
Product: ATPase phospholipid transporting 10D (putative)
Biological process (GO): phospholipid translocation
Cellular component (GO): plasma membrane
Molecular function (GO): magnesium ion binding; ATP hydrolysis activity; ATPase-coupled intramembrane lipid carrier activity
Source: RefSeq, a predicted model, not a curated record